GGGGCGUGCGUCAGUCGCGCACCGAGCGCUAUACUACGAAUACGUCGGGUGGCGCCGCGCCGACCCGCAGUGUGCUGGUGUUGUGUCACAGCGGUGGGCCAGGUCGGUUUCGAGAUUUAUUCGUUCCGACGUAAUCAUGGCUCUCAAUUCGGACGGUGAACAGAAAUCGAACCUGGUCCUCCGCGUAGACCAGGAUUCUGACUCGGUUUUGCAGUCACUAUUCGACACAGUGCUUAAGCCUGACUCAAAACGACCGCUACAGGUGCCUCUGCGUAUGCGACAGCUUCCAAAGUCGUUCUUUAACCCGCCGUCGACCGGUUCCAAGUCGCCAUCUGUGUCUCAUUCGCGUGAAAAUUCGGCUGAUUCUGCGUUUGGGUCUUCAUCUGCAACUGGCACAGCUCCCGUGUCCCAUUCUCGUGCACACUCGUCUCCAGCUAGUUUACAACAGACAUAUGCUGCAGGUCAACAGAAUCAGCAACCACCUUUACCGCAUCAACACGCAAAACAGAGAUCCUACGAUGUUGCUUCACAUAUUCCAGAUGAACUGGGACCUUUACCAGCUGGAUGGGAACAAGCUCGCACUCCAGAGGGACAGAUAUAUUAUCUCAAUCACAUAACCAAGACGACCACAUGGGAGGACCCUCGGAAGACAUUGGCGGCGCAAACAGUGUCCGCAGGCGUGCAACAUCAGAACGAGAUACUCACCCCACCACAGACUAUAGCAGCCACCCCGACUGCAGCGAAGAGUACAAGCACUAACACGACGACAGAUCCCCUCGGACCUCUGCCGGACGGCUGGGAACAGGCGACUACACCAGAGGGAGAGAUAUACUUCAUCAAUCACGCAGCCCGAACUACAUCCUGGUUCGAUCCCAGAAUACCACAACACUUGCAGCGCACUCCCACGUCAGGCGGCGCGGCCGGCGGCGGCUGGGCGAACGCGGCGUGCCAACAGAAACUGAGGUUGCAGUCGCUGCAGCUGGAAAGAGAGAGACUCAAACAGCGCCAGCAGGAGAUACGACUCCAGCAAGAGCUGAUGGCGCGGCAGUCGUCGUCUAUAGUGUCGUCGUUGGCCACCACGGAGGUGUCUCUGGACCCGUUCCUGUCGGGCAUCAGCGAGCACACGCGUCAGGAAUCAGCUGACAGCGGGCUGGGCAUGGUACAGUACUCAGUGCCUCACACGCCGGAGGACUUCCUCGCCAGUAUGGACGACCGUAUGGACGUGGCCAGCGAACCCGGCGCGCCCAUGGACGCUGACAUCACACUCGGAGACACUGAUCUGCUCGGAGACUUCACAAAUGAUAUUCUAGACGACGUACAGUCUCUGAUAAAUUCGACGCCUAACAAGCCAGAUAACGUUUUAACCUGGCUGUAGACGUCGGCUGACUGUCGUCAUGUCGGCGGGCAGUGUCGGCGAGUCCGCGUGUUGUCUGCAUGUCUGCUAGUUUGGGUGUCGUUUGCGGCGACAUUUAAAAACUUUUAUUAGUUGUUACAUAUGUCAUACGAUGUAGAGUACUUACAGCUUCCGAUAACGUCGUCUAUAAACCGACAGUUAUGGUGUACAUUUCAAUAAACGGCAGUAUAUAGUAACGUGUGAGUGUGCGGACGGUCAGGAUCACUGUAGAUGAAUUAACUUGUAGCUAACAUUGUCCAGAGGUGCCUUAGUUUAAUGUUCAAAAUUUCAUGUCUCCGCAUUUACCCGAAUGAGACAAAUGAUGGUUAUGCGACGUCUUGGAUAAAUGCGUUUGUUAAAGCGGGCAUUCGAUAUACCAAAUCGUCGAGUAUCUCAAUAUGACAAAAUGUGUUUCUAGCACGAGGUGGCGUCUAUCGAAAAUCGGUAAAAACUUCUUUGGACCGAGCAAAGUAUGUGUAAACGAGGACUGUCGGUCUCUAAGUAAACGACGCACUCCCGUGCUAAGGCCCGUUUAAGAAUUCGAUCGAAAUGGAUUUAUUGUGUAGCCAUGCCCAUCUCUAUGGCUAGUCAAUACUGUUAUAGUGUUUAAGUAUUCGAUAUUUGGGCAACCGAGCGUCGACGGAGGGCUGCAAAACUUUCUUUCGCCUUCGAAAGAAAUCUCUUGCAUAUUGUCUUGUGAGCUAGGUUUCCCAUACUCUUCACUUCUAGACUAUCGGAAAGCCUACAUUUCACACAACAACGAGACCGCGUCGGCUGGCCGGGAGCGACGCGUCGUUCUCUUUGAGCUAUGUAACUGUGACUGUGAUGACACCUUGACGUAACAGUGCCUUAUUGUGCCUUUAUACAAUUUAUUUAUUGUGUUUAUUGAUAAGAUGUCGAUGAUUAUAUUUCUACAAUUAUUUUUUACGAUCGGUCUUUUUGAUGUAUGUAUUAAUAUUACUUAAAUAAAAACUACUUAUGUAAUCUACGUAGUUACGUGUUUUUGUCUACUUACACCGUCCUUGUGUAUUUUCGAGAUUAUGUCUAGUAAUAGGUAUAGGCGUCGAGACCUAGUUAGUUAUUUUGGCAACUAUUAUGUUUACUUAAACAUUAUGUUUGAUUUGUACGAUGUAUUUUAGUAUGCAUGUGUAUUGGAUGUAGGCUGUAGGGAGUUCUAUAACGGCUAUAGUUGGCGCGCGCUGCCGCGACAUCGUCUCGCAGUGCUUGUAUGUGUGUGUCUGUGCGUGCAAUAUGUGUGAGUACUCGACUAUAGCGGGCUACAGUGCACUGGUGCCUUUAUGAUACACAAUAAAAUAUGUUUUUUUUUUUCUAAAUUGCGUUUUAGCCCACCUAGUCUUUAGGAUGUGUAUGAUUCAGUAAGAUCGUUUGGACAAUAAUGAAAUUAGGACUAAAAAAAAUAUUUUUUAAAAAUACUACAUUGAAAACUUUGCCAUAUUAGUAAAAGUACUAUAUUCUUGUAAGACUUAAAUGUAAUUAUCAAUCUUAUAAGUAAAUAGCAAUUCUGUAACUAUAUGUAGGUGUAGCGGUGCUGGGUUCUUUAAUGGGUACGUUAUAUCUUGUAUCCCUUCGUCGUACUUUUUAUUAUUAUUCGUCUUUUAUUAAUUCUUAUACAUUGUAAGUAGAGAUUCUCAUAUUGUUCGGUUCAUUAUUCUGUAAACGCUUUUCCUUACCUUUAGCUUGUAAAUUAUAUACAACUGUAAUUUCGUUAGUGACAUUUUUAAUGUCUUUGCUAUUUUUUAUCUGUGUCCAAUGACACAGAUAAUGCGAUACAUUAACUGAACGUCAGGAACUUCUUGGUGUCCGCACGUAAUGAGUCGACGAUGGAAACGCUUUAGCAGCGAUGAGGCAAUUUCAAAGCUUUAAUAUAUUAAUGUACUAACUUCGUUAACCAAAGAUCGAUGACUAAUCAAAUUGACAACGAACAUAUCAAAGUCAUAGCUAUUUCAAUCUCAGAGUCGAGUUGAAGCCAAAAAAAAUAUAUAGCCCAUCGACCUGAAAGGAAUACGGAACAGGUAUUCCCACGUGGACUCAUUACGUGCGAGUGUCCAACAGCGAGUUGUAAAACAAUGUGAGACAUUCCAUGUUUACCGCGUCUUUGGGACAAGUCUUGGGACAACACGAAUAAUCAUCGGAACAAUAUAGCGUUUGAGCUCUAACAACGUUUAUUUCUUAAGUAUAGACUAUAUUUACAUACAUAUCUCUCAGUCUGACUCAUGCAAGUUUUCUUUGUAGUGUAUAUAUGACAUUGCUUGUAUCAGUGUUAUAACAAUGAAAUUAUGAAUGUCAUUUAAACUAUUUUUUUUUUAAUAAUUUCAUUGUAAAUAAUUUGAUAUUCUUAUAUGAAUUAAAUAAAUAUUUGUUUUAAUAUC
This is a messenger RNA of Danaus plexippus (monarch butterfly), 3783 nucleotides long. RefSeq names its product transcriptional coactivator yorkie (gene yki). Lineage: Eukaryota; Metazoa; Arthropoda; Insecta; Lepidoptera; Nymphalidae. Gene Ontology annotation, cellular component: cytoplasm; nucleus. Gene Ontology annotation, molecular function: protein binding; transcription coactivator activity. Gene Ontology annotation, biological process: hippo signaling; positive regulation of transcription by RNA polymerase II. The transcript has 6 exons. The record is from RefSeq and is a predicted model, not a curated record. The coding region runs from base 137 to 1375 and encodes 412 amino acids.